AUGAAGUUUUCUCAAAUUCCUAGAAUAUACGCUAAUAUUAAACUAAUUGAAAGUCGCUUAUUAGAACUUCCCGAAGAUAAUGCACAUUAUCAUAAAACAGUAUUAAGGCUCAGAGCAGGUGAUUGUGUUAGAAUUUUUAAUAAUAAAGAUGGGGAAUUUAUAGCACAGAUUAUUAAUAUAACCAAAAGUAAUUUAUCAGCACAAAUUACCAAUAUUUUUAGAACAGCAAUACCACUAGAGGCUGAAAUUAUUUUGGGCCUCUCUAUUAUUAAAAAUGAUAGGAUGCUGGAUGCAAUAAGCAUGGCGGUGCAGCUUGGCGUUACUCAAAUCGUACCCCUAAUAACACAGCGGGUUCAAUCAGGUAAUAUUAAUAAUCAAAAAUUAUCAAAAUGUAUUAUAGAAUAUACGCAGCAAUCUGAACGUUUGGCACCUCCAACCCUUGAACCAGCAAUGUCACUUCCACUAUUCCUUAAAAGAUAUUAUAAUAAUUUUAUAUUAUAUGCUAACGAAAAUGAAGAUGACAAUAACACUUUAUUAAGGUUUAUGAAAACGCUUCCUGUACGUGUAGUUCUGAUAAUAGGGCCAGAAGGAGGGUAUUCUGAUAGUGAAUUAAAGCUACUUGACUCAACUGAUAACUGCUAUUCAAUAAGCUUAGGUGCAUCGGUUCUUAGAACUGAAACAGCAGUAGCGGCUUGUCUAGCCCAAAUUCAAUUAUUAAGGUGUAAACAGAAUGUUUAA
Didymodactylos carnosus is the source of this 738-nucleotide messenger RNA. The record is from the annotation of a GenBank genome assembly. NCBI's taxonomy places the organism in Eukaryota, Metazoa, Rotifera, Eurotatoria, Philodinida, Philodinidae.